CCGUUGCUUGUGGAAACAGCUGGUAGUUUCUGUCAGCUUUGCUUCAUAGCAGCAUUGGGAGGAAUAAAAGUUCACAUUUGACUGAAAACUGACGGAGUGUGGUUGGUUUUGAGUCACUGCUGCUGUUUCACCAGGCACCGGGACAUGUCAUCCUGUGAAAGCCACUUUAACGGGCACUUUUUAAUCACCGACGGAGCUUAUUAUUAGACGCUCUACGCACCGGUGCUAACGCUAGUGAACGUUAGCUAACUUUCUCUACUCCCAUAGCAACUAGCACAGGUGUUCCGUUGGACUAACUGUCGGUUUUCUGACAGUGUAGGGCGAGGUUUCUGCUUUACCUCAGCAUGACUCAUGUUCAUUAUAAAUUCUCCUCUAAACUCAGCUACGACACGGUGGUUUUUGACGGCCUGCAUGUCACGCUGAGGGACCUGAAGAGGCAGAUCAUGGGCAGGGAGAAGCUCAGAGCCGGGGACUGCGACCUGCAGAUCACCAACGCACAGAAUAAAGAAGAGUUCACAGAUGACGAUGGUUCGAUCCCCAAAGGCUCCUCCGUCAUCGUCAGGAGAAUCCCCAUCGUCGGAGGAAAGCCAAACUCAAGCAAGACCCGCAACCUUGAGCGAUCUGACAUCCAGACUAGCAACGCCUUUGGAGCCUUCAAAGCCAUGGAUGACCUAAAUUCUUCCAGAGCCUUACCCCUUUUCUCCAAGAUGGCUAAUCUGGCUGAUGUGGAAGGGUCAGAGGAGGAUAAGAUCAGAGUUAUGAUGAAUCAGACGGGCUAUGACCCCACGAAUUACAGCAAGAAGCCUGUUACUGUGCUUCCUGCGAACUACACCUGUUAUCGCUGUGGAGGAAGUGGACACCACAUCAGGAAUUGUCCAAGCACAGCGGAUAAGAGCCAGGAAGCCCCUGUGAAAAUAAAGAAAAGUUCAGGCAUCCCUCGCUCCUUCAUGAUGGAAGUGGACGAUCCCUCCGUAAAGGGAGCCAUGCUGACCAGCUGUGGACGUUACGCGGUUCCUACAAUAGACGCUGAGGCGUACGCCAUCGGGAAGAAGGAGAGGCCUCCGUUCGUCCCCCGGGAUCAUUCGGAGUCAGAGGACGAGGAGGAUCCUGUCCCCGAGGAGCUGCUCUGUCUCAUCUGUCAUGACCUGCUGAGCGACGCUGUGGUCAUACCCUGCUGCGGAAACAGCUACUGCGACGACUGUAUUCGGAGCGCCUUGCUGGACUCAGAGGAUCACGUCUGCCCCACUUGUAGCCAAUCAGAUGUCUCACCUGAUAACCUGAUAGCCAAUAAGUUUCUCCGACAGGCUGUGGACACUUUUAAGAAAGAGCGAGGCUUCACUAAAAGUCUGAAGAAAGGAUGCAGUGCCUCCCAAUCCCAAAAUCCAACCCCGACCCUGAGUCCUGCCCUCACCCCGCCCCCUCUCACAGUGCAGAUCCAGCCUCAGAAGCCUCUCCUCUUAAACCACAGACAGCAGGACCCUCUCCGCCAACACUCACAGGCUGCAGACACACCGCCAUCCUCUCAGGUGCCAACAAGCGCCGUCUCUGCCCCCAACACGCCAAGCACUUCCUGCCAGCCUGUGCAAAGCCACCUGGAGACACCUGAGAAGGAGGCUGAAGAAAAGACAGACGAUGACUCAGCAGCUGCUGUCGCCCCGUCUGCACCGGUUUCAUCUGAAGAGCUCACUGAUGCUCCGUCACAGCUGAUCCCACUGGUUAACCUUACUCCAGAGGCAGAGCCGCCGCAGACAGGCCGUGUGAAUCAACAGCAGCCCUCCUCAGAUCCACCACCAAGACCCUCUGGGCCACCAACGUGCUGGGAGAGCUCCUCUUCCUCCUCAGGUUGUCCCCCGGGAGGCUGGACUGAGCUGAACACCCAGCAGCGCCCUCCUUCCUCCUCUCCAUAUCCAGCGACUCCUCCCCCCCCUCUCUUCCCCCCCCCUCAUUUCCACACCUUCCUCACAGCUCCUCCACCUCUCAGCCCUUACCCUCCUGGAUACCCACCUGCCGUCUGGACGCUCCCAAACCUCCCGGGUGCCCCCAUCGCUCCCCUGUGCCCCUCCACCUCCAUCCCUGCGCUCAUCCCCAAGGAGUGGUACAUGCAGAGAAAGAAGGAGAGGUCACCUCACAGAGGAUCUUCCCACAGACACACCUCCUCUGGUUCUCAUUCAAAGUCUUCUAAGUCCAAGUCUGCUCGCUCCUACUCGCGCUCUUCAAGCAGGUCCAGAUCCCGGUCCAGGUCCCAAGGGAGAUCAAGGCCCCACUCACCCUACUCCCACCACAGGGACCCCCACCCCCGCUCUACUUCCUCCCGCUCCUAUAACUAUGGUUACAAACGUUCCCCAACUCCGUCCUCGUCCUCUUCACCUCAAGUGGGUUACCGUUCCAGGUCCAGGUCGCCUUCAGAUCACAGCAGAAACAGUCGCCACCAAAGUAGGACAUCUGUCUCUGGCAGCUACGACUCCAGGAGGCGAGGAGAGCAUCACCCGAGGGAAGCAGGAAGUCACAUGUACGAUCCGCACGUAAAUCAAAGUAGCGGCAUGGACCAAGAGCGCUUCCUGCAGUGGAAAAGGGAGUACAAAGAGUGGUGUGAUAAAUAUUUUAGCAGUUAUGUUGGACACUUCCACCAGAUGCCUAUUCCCCUCCUCAGUCUCCCCCAUCCUCCUCAGUGGGGGGACAGAGAAGGAAGCAAAAAUUACUCGCAUGCUAACUCGGAUUCUCGCAACCGAGUCCAAGGUAGACGCAGCGCCCGGGUGGACAAACGCUCUCCUCCGUCAUCCAGCGACAGCCGCUCCCCUCCAUCUCAGUCUUCACUUGACAGCCGUUCAACGCCGUCCCAGACAUCCAGCGACAACCGUUCGUCUCAGUCUCAUUCGUCUAACGACAGCCGCUCCCCGCACUCUCAGUCGUCCAGCGACGGGCGCUCCACACCAUCCGAAGACAGAGCUCAGUUGAAGACGUAUGAACGAAGGCGAACUGAGAAGAACAGCCGCCGGCCAAUCACACCUCCAAAAAGCAGCGAAGAACCGCAAGAAAAGAGCCAAGAUGAAAAGUGGCUACUCAAUAGGAAUUUGGUAAAACACGAGCAAAAGACUGUGAAGAAACUUAAGGAGGAAGGAGUAGAAAAGUCAUCCUCCCCUGACUCAACAGAUGACAGAAAGGGAAAAAGGGGCCACACAACUGGACCAAACCCCUUUAAAGAUGGCAGCCCAGGACCAGAGAGAGCAACAGCCAACGAUGCCUUAGAACCAGUCCAAAAGCUCGUGAAACCAGCUAGACGUUCGGAUAAAGACUAUGAAAGAAAAGGCAGGGAACAAAGGAGUUUGGAAAAAGGGAAAGAAAGAAGAAGAGGCGAACAUUCAGACUCCAGGAGAGAUGCACGGAGAAGUCACAAAGACAAGCCCAGCAAAGGGUCAGGCAGGGUGGAUAGAGACAGAUACAGAGACCCUGAAGGUAAAAGAGCUUCAGGAUUGGAGAAUAUAAAAAGAAAACGAGAAAACAUGGAGAGAAAUUCUGUAAAAGCUCAAAGCAGCAAAUGCCGGAAAGACCCUGAAACUCGCAGCAGUGAAUCCCCAAUUACAUUUGAGAUAAAUAAGACCGAGAAGAAAAAGGAGAGGAAAACCUGGCCUCUGGCAGAGAAAGACAUCUGGGAGGGAGGCAUUCAGAUGAAACCCCAGAAGAAGAUUAGCAUCAACAUAAACCUGGAAGGUAAAAAGUCUGAAUCUGAAAAUCUGCACUAUUUAGAGAGCGUCACAGGAAAAAUAAAGAGAGAUAUUCAGGCUGGUAAUGGAGAGGAGGAGAGGUUAAACAGAGGAGAGACAAAAAUUGAAGAAAAUAAGGAAACCAGCAGAGACAUGGAAGAGGUGUCUGAAGACAAAAGACAGAAAUGGGAGAAAGCUACCUUCAGAGAUGAAGGAGAGUUGUUCGAGAAGAAACGGGAGACAGAAAAGGAGGAUUUUGACUUGUGGAGUAGUUUCUGCAGAGAAGUGGAGGAGGAGAGUGAAAAACAUCCAGAUGAAAGAGACAUGAUGGAGGCCAGCAAAGGAGAAGAGGUGUCAAACGAGGAGAUGAAGUUAGUCGCAAGUACAAGUAAGGAGAUAGUUGAGGGGGAAAGCACAUUCAAGGAAAACAUAGAAAACCUGCCGGGGAAGUCAAAGGACGAGCUGAUGGAGCUACUGAAUUGGAGGAUGAUGCAAGAACAAGAACAGGAUACGAGGAUGUCCAAUUCACAGAGCAGCAAAUGCAAGAGCCACCAUGACGGACUGAACAACAUGGUGGACGAUGACAGCAGCUGCGAGGAUCAUCAAGCGAUGAAGACAGUGUUGAAAACUCUGGAGGAAUUAUCCCAGGACAUCGCUGGAAACCAAGAGGACGAGCUCGUACUCACACAGGACCCUCACUCCAAAUGGGAGAAGGAAGACUCUGAGGAAUAUCAGUUAGGAAAAGGAGCAAUUAAGGUUCAAAAUGAUGCUCCUGCAAUUUAUCUGCCUUCACCCUCAGUGUCUGUCACAACUGAGACAUCAGUGGAAAUUGAUAGAAGAACCGAGAAAGAUCAAACCCCCAUUUUGUGGAGUUCACAGAGAAGUGUGGCUCCCUCUAGUGGCAAAGACAGAACUGACAGAGACGAGGAGAAAAGGAUGGAGAGACGGAGGGACAGAGAGAGAGGGAGGGAGAGCGACAAAUCAAGGGAUAGGCAGAAAGACAGAAAAAUAUCAAAAGAGAGGAGAAGGGAGCGGGAGAAAGAAAGAGACAGGGAGAGAGGGAGGAGUCAUAAGAGUAAUCCCCCUUCCUCCUCUUAUUCAACGUCACAUGACAUGGAGCAGAGAGACAAACUCGUCAAGAAAGCUCCUGAACUGCCUGAUCAAAAUGUCCACAAGACGUUUAUAGACACAUUACUGGACUCAUCAUUAAAAGAGGAUCCCGACUUCUACAACAAUCACCCAGAAAAGGGAGGAAGAGAGCUGCAGGAAAUGGAGAGGCCCAGCAGCAACAGCACCAGCUCAUCCACAAGCCAGGAGAAUGGCAGGGACGAUGCGAGGAAAGAGAAGAAGAAACAAAAGAAGCACACAAAGGAGAAAAGAGAAGCCAGCCCAAAGCUGUGUGAAGAAGAAGAGCUGAAGAAACGGAAGACAAAGACUUCAAAGCAAAGCAGAGAUGGAGAGGAAGAGGAGAUUAGCGGAGACGUGAACGAAACUAUGCUUAUGUUGUCUUUACUGUCAUAAAAGAAAAAUAUAACUUACUUGAAUUAUGUUUUUCCUUUCUCUGUGCAAAAAGUGCCUGGUUUUGUUUUUUCAAAUGUAUUUUCCCAGGAUACAUUUAGUAGCGCCUUAAGAUAAUAUCAAAUGUGCAGCAUCCAAAAUGAAAGUGAACAAAUUGUGAAGGAAAAGCACUUUAUGAGAGAAAAUGUAUGUGAAUGAAAGCAAAUGUUUAACUUUUAAUUUAUUUAAAGGAAUUUGCACAUACGCUCAACUUGCUCAGGACUGCCACCAACUAUGGUUUAUAAACUAAACCUGCAAUGUUACAGCUUUAUUGGAGGAAAUCUUACUUUUGGAAUACAGGUCAGUCAGUAAUAUGAUUUGCCUCACACAGAAGCACAGGAGUGCAUGUGAAGGAUAUUUAAAAAAAAACGUAUUAAUGGAAUCAUAAUGUGAAUAUUUAUGAUUUGAACCUCUGUGAUGUAUUUUGUAAAUGUUUAAUUUAAAAUCAACUGCUGGAUGGAUGAAUAAUUAACCAGAGGAUAUUUGAGUUUUUCCUGUUUUGAAGGAAAUAAAAAAAAGUAACAUCCAUAAA
This is a messenger RNA of Gymnodraco acuticeps, 5790 nucleotides long. RefSeq names its product E3 ubiquitin-protein ligase RBBP6-like. NCBI's taxonomy places the organism in Eukaryota, Metazoa, Chordata, Actinopteri, Perciformes, Bathydraconidae. The record is from RefSeq and is a predicted model, not a curated record. Gene Ontology annotation, biological process: mRNA processing; protein ubiquitination; ubiquitin-dependent protein catabolic process. Gene Ontology annotation, cellular component: nucleus. Gene Ontology annotation, molecular function: ubiquitin protein ligase activity; nucleic acid binding; zinc ion binding.